UUUAGUAAAACUGUUUCUUUAAAACAAUUGUUAGUUGUAAUAAGUUUUUUGAACCUGUAUUACCUUUUUUAACCUUUGUUUCCAAAUCAGGAUCGGCUGCCGGAGCAGUUGCCAUUAUCACUAACUUAACUAGACAAGACAGAAGCCCUUAACAGUUUCUCACUCUUAACCAUGAUUUUACGCUUUUACUCAUUUCUUGUUCUGCUGUGGGAUUUUAACAUUUUCUUAUUGUACACAUUGUUCUCCAUCCUGAAUGCAAUAUUCGAGUUGAUUUCACCAAAACCACUAAAGCCAGUUGAUUCAGAAAAAGUACUGAUAGUAGGUUCGAGUAGAGGUGUCGGUAAAGAAUUAGCACUUCAGUUGUCUCAACUUGGAGCUUGUAUUGUAUGCUGGGAUAUUAAUACAUCCGGCAAUGAAGAAUUGGUAAAACAAAUUAGAUUGAAAAAUGGACAAGCUUAUGCCUACACUUGUGAUGUUACUGAUCAAGACAAAGUACUAGAAAUGGCUAAAAAAGUUCAAAAGGAGAUUGGUGACAUUACAAUGAUGUUUAACUGUUCCGGCGUUCCAAGCCCUCGAUCAUUAUUGGCUCAAAAGCCGCCGGAUAUAAAGGAUACCAUCAGUUUAGGAGUUCUAGCACAUUUUUAUCUAUUGGAAGCAUUUCUGCCUAGAAUGAAAGAAUUAGAUCAUGGCCACAUUGUUACAUUAACAUCUGUCGCAGGAUUAACAGGAAUAAACAACCAGGUUCCUUUAAGUGUGACACAAUUUGCAGUGCAAGGACUAGUUGAAUCUCUCUUAGAGCAAACAAGAACUGAUAAAAACUUAAAGAAUUUACACUUCACUUUAUGUCACAUAUAUCCUUUUAUAUUUAGCAACGAUGUAGCAAAUGACAUCCGUCUUAGAAUUUCUAGCUUCUUUGGAAAAAUUAAAUCUGCAGAUGCUGCUCAUAAAAUUAUUGACGGUGUGAGAAGAAAUUAUGUGGAAAUUAGCAUUCCAGGAUAUUUGUUAUAUUUGGGCCAUGCACUGAAAUUGUUACCAAGAAAUUCAACUUGCAUGUUAAAAGACAUGCUAAAUACAGGCACAGACUUUGCAUGAUUUUAUCUUUAUCUGCAUUUUUUAUUGAAUGCUUUUGAUAGUAUAUGCUUUCAAUAAUUAAUACCAUUCAGUAAUUUCCAUAUAGUAUUAAGUAUUUUAUUGGUGGCCUAGAAUCAAUUCAAU
Ctenocephalides felis (cat flea) is the source of this 1215-nucleotide messenger RNA. Its product is annotated as epidermal retinol dehydrogenase 2-like. The record is from RefSeq and is a predicted model, not a curated record. Lineage: Eukaryota; Metazoa; Arthropoda; Insecta; Siphonaptera; Pulicidae. The transcript is spliced from 4 exons. Gene Ontology annotation, molecular function: oxidoreductase activity, acting on the CH-OH group of donors, NAD or NADP as acceptor. Bases 172 to 1092 code for a protein of 306 amino acids. Gene Ontology annotation, cellular component: lipid droplet.